This is a messenger RNA of Vanessa tameamea, 2052 nucleotides long. It is a transcript of the gene pll, whose product is annotated as serine/threonine-protein kinase pelle. The coding region runs from base 56 to 1528 and encodes 490 amino acids. Gene Ontology annotation, biological process: protein phosphorylation; signal transduction. Gene Ontology annotation, molecular function: ATP binding; protein binding; protein kinase activity. NCBI's taxonomy places the organism in Eukaryota, Metazoa, Arthropoda, Insecta, Lepidoptera, Nymphalidae. The record is from RefSeq and is a predicted model, not a curated record. The transcript is spliced from 10 exons. Gene Ontology annotation, cellular component: plasma membrane.
AGUGUUGAUGUUUGUAGGUUGUGUUACUUUUUAAUAAAUGAAUACGUGACUAAAAAUGUAUAUAUACGAGUUACCUUUUGAUAUUAAUAAGGAAUUGUGUAGGUUAUUAGAUAACGACGACGACUGGAAGGAAUUGGCCGGCGUUCACAUGAAAUAUUCGGCUUUCGAUGUCAACGAAAUAGAACAAGUUGCAAAUCGUCAAGCCUCCUCUCCCACGAACCAACUAUUCACUAGAUGGGGUCAACUAAACCAUAGAGUAGAAGAAUUAUUUAUAUUAUUAUAUCGCAUGAAACACAUACCAGCACUAAGAUGUCUAGUGCCUGUAGUUGACAGCAGAUUCCACCGCCUCCUACAGAAACAGGAUAGCAAGAGUUUGAAAGAGAAACAUUAUCUUUCAUCCGAUGGUAACGUCAAUAGACAAAAAACAUUGAAAGUUGAGGGAAGUGACACAUCACUACCUCUGCCUGUAAUGCUUAUUGAAAAGGCUAUACAACUGCCAACACCGAGCAGAGUGUAUGACUAUGCAUCACCAACAGAUGAUUCGAAUACAGAUAGUACAAAGAAUUCGAGAUCUACACAAGGCAACAAACCCGAAGGUUUAGAUGACGAAGUACUCAGAAAUGUAUCAGCUAUUCCGCUGUUAAGUUAUGAAGAUCUAACGGAGGCUACUAAUAACUGGAGUGACAAUAAUCUGCUGGGGAAAGGUGGAUUCGGGAAAGUGUACAAAGGCGAAUGGAAACUUCUGCCAGUAGCGGUGAAGAAGUUGCUUGAUAAUGAUGGCAAGAAUAAAGAACUCAUCAGAGAAAUGUGCCUCAAUCAGUACAGACAUGACAAUAUUCUGCCACUAUAUGGGUAUAGUCUAGGAGGUCCAGAAGCUUGUCUUGUAUACCAGUUAAUGGCUGGAGGUUCCUUGGAGCAGAGGCUAAGAUUCAAAACACUAUACCCGCCGCUUUCUUGGGCACAGCGUCACAGGAUAGCACACGGUGUUGCCAGAGGUCUCCAAUAUCUCCAUACAAUGGCCGGGACACCUUUAAUCCAUGGAGACAUAAAACCCGCUAACAUUUUGUUGGAUCAGUGCACUAUCCCUAAGAUUGGAGACUUUGGUCUCGCUAGAAAGGGGCCUUAUGGAGAAGAUAGGACACAUUUAAAAGUGUCUAGAGUUCACGGCACUCGACCGUAUCUACCGGACGAAUACCUGCGGUCCCGAUGUCUCUCGCCAGCCGUGGACGUGUUCAGUUUCGGGGUAGUCAUGGUGGAAAUGGCGACCGCCUUGCCCGCUAUAGAUAAAGCUAGAUCGGUUUUACUAUUGAGCGAUUACGUUCAUCAAUUAGCUAGAGAGGGGGUGGAUUUUGCAACUGAAGAGGACACAAUCCUUCGUGGAACUCAAAAUUCUUAUCCCCAACUAUGCAGAGAGUUUGUAGCUAUAGGUCUUCACUGUACAAAGUAUUUGAGACAAGAGAGACCAACUAUGCUUGAAGUUUACAAAAGAUUGGACGCUAUGGAAUUUCCAGGGAAACAUUAUUCAUGAAAUUAAUGUUAUAUAAAACCUUUUUUUUUUAUUUAAUUAUUAAUCUAUUUAAGUAAUGAGGUAACACUGAAUGUUUAUGUAAUGGUGUGAGUUAAUUAAAUAUUGUUGUAUGGUAAAGUUAAUAUUGUAAAAAAAACAACGCGCGUAGACGCAAGUGCCAUCUUGUAAUUAUUAUUAAUUAUUAUUAUUAUAAACAUUUAAUAUUUUUGGGAAUUUGUACACUUAUUAACUUUUAUAAUCUGUGCCUUUUAUAUUAUCGGUGUCAUAAUAUAUUAAUAAUUAUGAAUAAUAUAGGUAUACAUACUUAGGUAUAAUAUAUGUACAUACACGGUUUUGAACCGCGAUACCUUUUUAAUUUUAAAUGAACUUUCGAUAUGCUCAAUAGCCGACUGUCUGCUUAACCUAAAUAGUAUAAAGAUUUAUAUGUAAGUUUGAAUGUACGAAAUCCAAUAUCGAAUAUGCAGUAUUAUAAUUUUCAAUAGAAACUACUACUAAAUGUAAUAUUAUAAAUGUUAUACUGUAAA